AUGAAUCUGCAGAUAUAUGACAUUGGAAGGAAGAUAUGGACAACAAAAGGAGAAGAUCUGGAGGCAGCCAAGAAGGAUUUCAUUGACUGCCUGAAGUUGUUGGAAGGAGAACUUGGAGACAAGCCUUACUUUGGAGGCGAUACCAUUGGCUACGUUGAUGUAGCACUUGUUCCUUUCUAUUGUUGGUUUUAUGCUUAUGAGACUAUCGGCAACUUCAACAUAGAGGCCGAGUGUCCUAAGCUGAUUGCUUACUGUAAGAGAUGCUUGCAAAAAGAGAGUGUAUCCAAGUCUCUUCAAGAUCCACAGAAAGUCUAUGAUUUCAUUGUGAUGCUGAGGAAGAACUUGGGGGUUGAUUAA
Molecule: messenger RNA, 357 nt
Organism: Dovyalis caffra
Lineage: Eukaryota; Viridiplantae; Streptophyta; Magnoliopsida; Malpighiales; Salicaceae
Source: the annotation of a GenBank genome assembly